Messenger RNA from Cannabis sativa, 2265 nucleotides. RefSeq names its product protein neprosin. The record is from RefSeq and is a predicted model, not a curated record. Lineage: Eukaryota; Viridiplantae; Streptophyta; Magnoliopsida; Rosales; Cannabaceae. The transcript is spliced from 7 exons. The coding region runs from base 549 to 1808 and encodes 419 amino acids.
ACAUUGCAAAUGUUUUUCUUUCUCUUCUUUUCAUUCUCUUUUUCCCUUUAUACCCUUCGUGUGUAAUAAAAAUCCCAUUUUUAGAGAGAGAGAGAGAGAGAGAAUGAGAGGUGGGUGUUUAACAAAAGUAGAUGGAAAAUGACAAGAAAGAGAGAGAGAGAGAGUAUAAAGGAUUUAAUGUGAAAAGAGAGAUAAAAUAUAUAUAAAUUUUGACAAAUUUUAUUUAGAUUUUAGAGUGAGAGAAAGUGGGGUGUGUGGGUGAGUGAGCAUUGAGGCAGUUUUAUUGGAAUUUUGUGAAACCAGAGCUAAAAAAAUCCAAUCUUUACACCAAAGUUCAUAACUUUGACCCUUUCUCUCGAGUAAGAGAAGAGAAGAGAGAGAGAGAGAGAGAGAGAGAGAAUGGUGAUGAAUGUGGUUUGAGCUUCAAGUUUUUCAACUUGGGUAGUAGAGAGUGAGCUAAGCUAAGCUAAUCUUCUUCUUCUUCUUCUUCUUCUUGUUUUGAUCUUUUGGCUUUGAGAGUCAUUUUUCCUUGGUGGGUUUUUGAAAAGAUGGGAGUUUUGAGUAGAAAGAUGAGAAGUUUAAUGGUGGUUAUAUGUAUAUGGGGUUUGGUUUCUUUCUCUUCUUCUUCCUUUGCUGCUCGGUUAAAUCCAUCAAGACAGAAGCUUGAGGUUCAGAAACACCUCAAUCGGUUGAACAAGCCUGCCGUGAAAAGCAUUGAGAGCCCAGAUGGAGACAUAAUAGACUGUGUUCAUAUCUCUCACCAGCCUGCUUUUGAUCAUCCUUUUCUCAAAGACCACAAGAUUCAGACUAGGCCAAGUUACCAUCCAGAAGGACUAUUCCAAGACAAUAAGGUCUCUGAAAAGGCUAAGGAAAAGACAAACCCAAUGACUCAGUUAUGGCAUGUGAAUGGUAAAUGUCCUGAAGAUACUAUUCCUGUGAGAAGAACUAAAAAAGAUGAUGUUUUGAGAGCAAGUUCAGUUAAAAGAUAUGGUAAGAAGAAGCAUAGAUCUAUUCCUAAGCCAAGGUCUGCAGAUCCUGAUCUUGUCAAUGAGAGUGGUCAUCAGCAUGCAAUAGCUUAUGUAGAAGGGGACAAGUACUUUGGAGCAAAAGCAACCAUAAAUGUAUGGGAACCUAAGAUUCAACAACCAAAUGAGUUUAGUUUGUCUCAGCUAUGGAUUCUUGGUGGAUCUUUUGGUGAAGAUCUUAACAGCAUUGAAGCUGGUUGGCAGGUCAGCCCAGAUCUAUAUGGUGAUAACAACACAAGACUUUUCACCUACUGGACUAGUGAUGCAUAUCAAGCCACAGGGUGCUAUAAUCUCUUGUGUUCUGGCUUUAUUCAAAUCAAUAGUGAAAUUGCAAUGGGUGCAAGUAUAUCUCCUGUUUCUGGCUUUAGAAAUUCACAAUAUGAUAUCAGUAUCCUUGUUUGGAAGGAUCCAAAAGAAGGGCAUUGGUGGAUGCAAUUUGGGAAUGACUAUGUAUUGGGUUAUUGGCCAUCAUUCUUGUUCUCAUACUUAGCUGAUAGUGCUUCCAUGAUUGAAUGGGGAGGUGAGGUUGUGAACUCAGAACCAGAUGGUCAACACACAUCAACACAAAUGGGAAGUGGUCAUUUUCCUGAAGAAGGUUUUGGUAAAGCAAGUUACUUUAGAAACAUUCAAGUUGUGGAUGAAUCAAACAAUCUCAAAGCACCUAAAAGCAUUGGUACCUUCACUGAAAAAUCAAACUGUUAUGAUGUUCAAACUGGUAGUAAUGGUGAUUGGGGUCAUUUCUUUUACUAUGGUGGUCCUGGUAGAAAUCCCAAUUGCCCUUAAACAAAAUUACCAUUUUACCCUUUUCUUUUACCAUAAUGUAUCAUUCAAAACCAACCUCUCUUAAGUAGUUUUCUUCUUCUUCUUCUUCUUCUUCCUCUUUUGUAUACCCUUUUUUUUCUUCUUAACAACCAACAUGUGACCCCCCCUUUUUCUGUAGUUUUGGCAAGUUUUUUGACUCUUUUAUUUUUCUUUCUUUUUUCUCUUUUUACUACUAAAAGAUUCUCUUCCAUGUAAGUGGGUGGUGGUGGUGGUGGUGGUGGUGGUGGGGUGUGAGGACUAGAGAUUAUGGCCAAAGUUUCUGAAAAGCUUAAAAGAAACAGGCCUUUUUAAUAUUACUAUAGUGUUGUCUUGUCUAGUCUUCUCUCUUUUUCUACCUUUGUAUUCUAUUUUUUGUGUGCUCCUAUCUUGGGAGUGGCUUUGUUAAUUUUAAUGAAAUGAAUAUGAAUGAAUUAAUGAA